Molecule: messenger RNA, 4170 nt
Organism: Ylistrum balloti
Lineage: Eukaryota; Metazoa; Mollusca; Bivalvia; Pectinida; Pectinidae
Product: protogenin-like
Exons: 21
Coding region: 1-4170 (1389 amino acids)
Biological process (GO): cell-cell adhesion; axon guidance
Cellular component (GO): plasma membrane; axon
Molecular function (GO): protein binding
Source: RefSeq, a predicted model, not a curated record
AUGGCGUCCCCACUUCUAUAUAUUGUCGCUUUGUGUACGAUAAUUCUACUGGAUUUGCCCGUUCAAGGGUUGCCCAUAGAAAAGGGAAUUGAGGUGUUGAACCGACAGGACAGCCAGCAUGUGAUUGCUCAAAAGAAUGUGAAGUUGCUUCUAAACUGUUCGGUGACCUCCAAAUUUGGUGUUCCUGAGAUUACCUGGUUAAAAAACGGGGUUCCCCUCAACCUCGACAACCGGAUAUCUAAGGAUGUCAACGGCUCGCUUUUCUUCAAGAAAGUAGUCAACAAGAGGAAGAAAAACAUCACAGAUGAAGGCCUUUACGAAUGUCUCGCUGCCAACUCCAAAGGAAUGGUGUUGGCUCGUCGAGUCAAACUGGAGAUCAGUGGAAUUUCCGGUAAAUUUUCUCGCCAGCCUGAGGACCAGACAGUAGAGGAAGGGGCUGUAGCUCGGUUUCAGUGUAACAUACGAGCCUCUCCCCCACCCCUUUAUACAUGGCUCAAAGACGACGAACAUCUUAACAAUGACGACAGACAUAUUAUAAUUUCUACGGGUAUUCUACAAAUCUUGGAUGUCGGUGUGGACGAUGCUGGUCAUUAUUGGUGUACAGCCACGCCAGGGAAACUCCAUGACCUGCCCGAUCAGGUAGACAGCAUCAAAUGGAAAAAAAGUAACCCAGCUACUCUGACUGUCAAGCCAGGAACUGGCAACCGACCUUUAACAAUCAAAUCUGGACCGGUAAACACAACAGUACAGGAGGGCCAAUCUGUGGUCCUAGAAUGUCUGGUGGACGGCACUCCUCAGCCUGAGGUCACAUGGGAGAGAGAUGAUGGUACAGAUGCGACUGUGGCAGCUGUCAAAUAUGGUUUCUCUAAUCUGAAGGUCCUCCAGGUGACAGUGGGUCACUCCGGUGUUUACAUAUGUAAGGCAGAGAGUGGAGGCAAGAAAGUUUCAGCCCGAGCCACUCUCACCGUACACACUCGACCAGUGAUCACUCGAGGACCACAAAGUGUGCAGUAUGUUCCUGCCCACAGUACCAGGUUUGAAUGUGUUGUUGAUGGCAACCCGCGCCCUCGGGUUCAGUGGCUAAGAAAUGGAACGAAAAUCAUGCCAGCUGCCAACCAUCAAAUCAAACAAAACAACGACCUUGUGAUUACGGGAACAGUGCCACAGAAUUCUGGGUAUUACCAAUGUGUUGUAGAGAACAGUGUCGAUUAUGACAUGAGGAUUGCUAGGCUGGAAAUUUUACCAAUAGGUAAGUUAGAUUAUGACAUGAGGAUUGCUAGGCUGGAAAUUUUACCAAUAGAAUCAGCUCCACUUCCUCCGCAGGGAAUACAUGUACAAGUUCUGUCGGCGACGUCCAUUUUUAUUUCCUGGGAUUCUAGUAGUCAGCGGCGAGUGUUGGCCUACUCACUCAACAUUGUGAACAAAGACACUGGAAAUACACUGAACACGCGGGUCAUUGAACAGGGCAUACACAGUGAAAGGGUAGAUAACCUGUCACCAGCCACCACAUACAAGGUGUCUGUGCGUGCCUACAACACAGAUGGUGCAAGUUCAUUUUCGGAUGUACUAGUCAUCACCACAUAUGAGAAGGAGCCUUCAGCUGCACCGAUGAUUCGUAUCACCAAGACAACAGCCACCAGUAUCGCACUGGAAUGGGACGAGUUACCACGGAAACAGAGAAAUGGGGUCAUUGUUGGCUACAAGGUGUUUUAUCAGAAGGAAGGGGAGACUGCCAUAAAGACGGACGAAGAUAAUAAUGGAGGAAGUCGCUCUUUUGUCAUCAAAGGUUUGGAACCCAAUACAAAGUAUCGUGUCAGGGUGUUGGCACGGACCAAGAUAGGGUACCCGGACUUAAAAGAGGAUCGCUGGCCUUGGGUACACGACAAGACACAGCCCCGCUCCCGCCAGAACGAUUCUGUCCCUGAUCCUCCCACUCUGACUGUGAUUUCACUCAAUGCCUCUUCUGUAAACAUCACUUGGCACCAGGAUGUACCACGAGUUCCAGUCACGAUGUAUAAAGUCAUACUCAAGCGUCUGAAAGACUCUGAUCAGUCACAGCAUCAGUACGAAGUGCAGCCGACUAAACAGAAUCUGAUCCUCACUGACCUUUUGAAUGAGACGUUUUAUCAAGUGUCAUUGACGGCUUCAAACCAGUUCGGGGAAUCGGGAGCUGUAAUUGAAGAGUUCCUCACCUCGGAGAAUCCUCCUCCUCCUGUACCCAUUAACCUUCAUGCAACAUUUCUCGCCUCCCGUAUCAUCAGGGUGGAAUGGUCUCAACCAGAAUUUUACACUGAUGUCAUGUCGUAUCGUGUCCGGUACCGCCCAGAACGUGGAAGCCCAAUCCACGAAUCUAUUAUCAUUACUGACAGGACACGAGCAGACAUUGUGGAUUUGAUGCCAUAUACCUAUUACUACAUUGAGGUUCAGGCAGUUGCUGGAUCCAGGGAGAGCAAAUUCAGCAGAUCCAUCCUAGAGAGAACACAGGAAGAUGUACCAUCUGUACCAAGAAACAUCAAGGUCACCAUUGAACAGAAAUCAGCUCUCGUCCGCUGGGAUGCUCCUGCCUUUCCAAACGGAAAUAUCACCACCUAUAUAAUCCGUUACGGCCAUCAGUCGGAAGAGAAAUGGAAAUCUGUCAAGGUCAAUGGUUCUCGUACAAUGGUUCUUAUUGACAAUCUGAAGCCUGGACUCAACUUAGUCGAAGUGACUGCUUGUACAAGUGCUGGACAAGGUCCUAGGUCAAAGAACAGCAUUCAUAUCCAUGGCACAAGGGAACAGAUCACAGCCAAGCCCAACGCAAACACAUCUCAUCCUCAACAGCUCGGCAUCAUUCUUGGGAUCACGAUCGGUGUUGUGUGCAUCAUCAUUUGUAUCCUCAUCGUUCUUCUCCGUAACAAGUGUUUCAAUAAUCCACCCCCAGGACAUCCACAUGUACAGGCAGUUCGCUCCCACAGAAACGGUCACAUUCCAGGUCUGGGCAAUGGACAUGCUGUUCCAAUGUCUGAUAGGGAAAUGGACCCUUAUACGCCGAUGCUUGAUGGACACUACGAAAAUCACCUGCUAGAUUCAAAGGGAUGUGGUAGUGGGAACAUCAUUGUAACGCCCAACGGUACAAGGGUGAACGGGUAUGUGCCAUUCUCCAACGGAUUACGGAACGGUCAUCUUCAUAAUGGUCAUGUGACUACAGUCAUUGGUUACCAGAAUGCAAAUCAGCAGGAGGAAACACGUGAGUUAAUAGCAGCAAUGUUAGCAAAUGACGGGAAUGCUGUGACAGAUGAUCGGAGUCAUCUUUACAAACUAAGCAGUCCUGAAAGGUCAUCUCUUGAUGACAUAGAUAAAAGUAUGAGUGGAACCGACUCCGACCAGAACACCUCGACUGGAUCAGCUGAACUACCUCCAAUGGCGUGUUGUCUUGACGAUGGGACCACGGCAUGUUGCCAUGAUGAUGACAGUGGUUGUCAUGGGGACAAUAGCAGCUGCCCACUGGUAGGGACAUAUCCUCAGGAGGACAAUGAUGUCACACAGGCAAGACCUCCAUUGGAGGUCGAUACACAACAGGGAGUACGUCCUCCCGAUCCCACGGGCUCGGUUCAGUGGGCAGCUAAUGGUUCUGAUGACCACUCAGAUGGUGGGGGGCGUGUCCACAGUGCAAGGCACGCCCCUCAGGCGCAGCUACCUCCACGGGCAAUGCCCACAACCUCUGCUUUCUCCAAUGGGGAAGACAACAAGCAUCAAUCUUCUACCUCAGUGAGCCCCCAGGCAACUUCUACCUCAUUAGAUGCAAGGGGUAUGGACAUUACAGUUUCCCAAGCGAAGGAGAAGGGGCCCUCCAAUUUGGCUCCUCAGGGGACACCUACCUCAGGGAAAGGCAGUCCUGUAGUGAGGCCUAUCCAUGAGAAUACCUCUUCAUUUCAACCUAACAACCUCGCACCGUCGGCAGCGGUGACCGUCGUACGGGGAAACGACAAUCAGUCACGUCCGUCGCGCGUCCAGGGCAAUAUGUCCUCGAGCCCACGUGUCCCUGGGGUCAGGGGGUCGUACCAGCAGCCUCCCCCUCCCCCAUACCCUGGUCCCCGGGACCUAGCAAUGCAUCAUAUACCUCAGGAUUCACUCAGGCGAGACCACAACGCGGUGGCAGCAAGGCAGGCGUUUCAGGACGUUGCCGUCUAA